AUGAAUCAGUGUCAAGUGAAAUCAUCAAAUUACUCUCAAAUGUUUCAGCUUUACCCACCAGUUUGCUGUCAUUCUGAUCAUUCUGCUCGUUGCACAAAUAAUUGCUGUUGCAUUACCUCCCAACCGAAUCAGAAGUUGGCCUGUCGAAUCAAUGCUAUCACAUCUCGAGUCACAGUGGGAGCAAGAACCGGCUGUCUGGAAUUCGCUAAUGGAAGUAUGGGCCAGAAAAUCGUUAAUAUCAUUUUUGCUUAA
Echinococcus granulosus is the source of this 252-nucleotide messenger RNA. RefSeq lists its product as hypothetical. The transcript has a single exon. Bases 1 to 252 code for a protein of 83 amino acids. NCBI's taxonomy places the organism in Eukaryota, Metazoa, Platyhelminthes, Cestoda, Cyclophyllidea, Taeniidae. The record is from RefSeq and is a predicted model, not a curated record.